Molecule: messenger RNA, 1281 nt
Organism: Penicillium daleae
Lineage: Eukaryota; Fungi; Ascomycota; Eurotiomycetes; Eurotiales; Aspergillaceae
Product: enoyl-[acyl-carrier-protein] reductase
Exons: 2
Coding region: 1-1281 (426 amino acids)
Biological process (GO): fatty acid metabolic process
Cellular component (GO): mitochondrion
Molecular function (GO): trans-2-enoyl-CoA reductase (NADPH) activity
Source: RefSeq, a predicted model, not a curated record
AUGCUAUCACGUAGCGCACUUCGAGCCGCUACCCAGAGCUCUCGCGCUCCAAGCGCAGCCCGUGCCGCCGGCCUCGCCGCGGCCGGCAAAGCUCCAGCUCCAGCUCCAGCUUCAUGCACAAGCUUUAGCUCCACACUCCUCCCCGUCCAGGGCCGGCGGUACAUCUCCAUGUACGGCUACACACAAGCCAAGGCCCUGGUGUACUCGAAAUACGGCGAGCCAAAGGAUGUUCUCAGUCUACACAAACACUCCAUCUCCGCACCCCACGGUUCCCAGGUGAACCUGCGCCUCCUCGCCGCGCCCAUGAACCCAGCAGACGUCAACCAAAUCCAAGGCGUGUACCCCAGCAAACCGCCCUUCGAAACAUCCCUCGGCACCGCCGAGCCCGCCGCCGUAGGCGGAAACGAGGGCGCCUUCGAGGUCAUCUCUAUUGGUGCCAGUGUCAAGAAUCUGGCCAAGGGCGACUGGGUGAUUAUGAAGCGCACGGGCCAGGGAACCUGGCGCACGCACGCCCAACUCGACGAGUCCCAGCUCAUCCGCAUCGAGAAUAAGGACGGCCUUACCCCGUUGCAGGUUGGUACCGUCAGCGUGAAUCCGGUGACGGCAUACCGGAUGAUCCGGGACUUUUGCGAGUGGGACUGGAUGCGCGCGGGCGAGGAGUGGAUGAUCCAGAACGGCGCGAAUAGUGGCGUUGGGCGCGCUGCUAUUCAGCUUUGCCGGGAAUGGGGUAUUAAGUCUUUGAAUAUUGUUCGUGGGCGGAAGACGCCUGAGGAAACUGAGGCGCUGAAGCAGGAGCUCAAGGAUCUUGGUGCUACGGCCGUUGUUACUGAGGAGGAGAUGUUGACGGGUGGGUUUCGGGAUAUGGUGCAUGAGUUUACGCGUCAGGGCCGUGAGCCUAUUCGUCUGGCGUUGAACUGUGUCGGUGGAAAGAAUGCUACGGCUCUGGCGAAGACCCUGGCGCCGGACUCGCAUAUGGUUACUUACGGUGCGAUGUCGAAGCAGCCUGUGGCUCUGCCCUCGGGCUUGCUGAUCUUUAAGAACUUGACCUUUGAUGGGUUCUGGGUGAGCAAGUGGGGUGAUAAGAACCCGGCGCUCAAGGAGAAUACGAUCAAGGAUGUUCUACAGUUGACUCGCUCUGGUCGGUUCAAGGAUAUUCCUGUUGACAAUGUGGAGUGGAAGUGGGACUCUGAGGGACCGCAGUUGGCAGAGAGUGUUCAGGGUACUUUGGGAGGAUACCGCAGUGGAAAGGGUGUAUUCACUUUUACUGGUGGUGAUGAGUAA